GAGCGUAAGACCAUUCACUGCCGCCGCCCCUCCCCCGAUUUCUUCUUCUCCGGCGACAUCCUGCGGCGGCGCGGCGACCCCUUGACGAGAAAACCAGAGCGACGCUCCUCCUCUGCGCGCGUCGAUCUGCAGCCACGAACUAACUGGACGAGCAGAGCACGAACAGCAGCGCGUGGACCCCUGCCUUUUCGACAUCAAUACAGCACCGACACAAACCGUUCUGUGAGGGUCAGUAGAAGUUAUUAGAAUUUUCUUCAACAUAAUGGGCGUCUGUAAAAUGACAUACAGACAAGUACGGGAACCUGCUUUAUUCAGAACGUCAUGGAGGAUGAAAAGCUCGAGAAUUUUCAGGUUUGAUGUUGAUUCUCCAAGUUUCAUUGCCACGCCAUUGAUUCUUAACUCAGUUAUUUCUACAAGUUUACUGUUUAAAUCGGAACGAUGCUUCUAAUUCCCAUCAAACACCAUGAGAAAUUCGUUGGGCAUCCGCGUGGUUGCAAACCGGUACGCCGCACAAUUGCAACUCUGUUGCCCACAGAAUCCCUCUUCCUUUUCACUUGCUCGGACUGUCCAUGCCCACAUGAUUGCUUCGGGAUUCAAGCCUCGUGGGCAUCUCGUCAAUCGCCUGCUCGACGUAUACUGGAAAUCGUCAAAUCUUGUGUAUGCGCGCCAACUGUUCGACGAAAUUCCCAACCCAGAUGCUGUAGCGAGGACUACAUUGAUCACGGCAUACUCUGCAGUGGGGAAUCUAAGUCUGGCUAGAGCAAUAUUCAAUGGGACUCCAUUGGUCAUGAGGGACACUAUUUUCUACAACGCUAUGAUUACUGGCUAUUCGCACAAUGAUGAUGGUCAUUCUGCUCUUGAACUGUUUCAUGCUAUGAGACGGGGUAAUUUUCAGCCUGAUGACUUUACAUUUACUAGCGUGCUCAGUGCUUUGGCACUUAUUGUUGAUAAUGAGCAGCAAUGUAGCCAAAUUCAUGGUGCGGUGGUAAAAUCUGGAACUGGGCUUGUUUCUUCAGUGUUAAACGCUCUCCUAUCUGUUUAUGUUAAAUGUGCAUCUUCACCAUUAGUGUUAUCAUCUUCACUAAUGGCAUCAGCUAGGAAACUUUUUGAUGAAAUGCCAGAGAGGGAUGAAUUAACAUGGACAACAAUGAUUACUGGGUAUGUGCGGAAUGAUGAUCUGAAUGGAGCGCACGGACUUCUUGAUACAAUGACUGAAAAGCUGGGGGUAGCAUGGAAUUCAAUGAUCUCCGGAUAUGUGCACCAUGGUCUUUUCCAGGAAGCCUUAACAUUGUUUAGGAAAAUGCGUUUGCUUGGAGUCCAGCAUGAUGAGUUCACCUACACAAGCGUGAUUAGUGCUUGUGCCAAUGGUGGUUUUUUUCAACUGGGAAAACAGGUGCAUGCUUACAUUCUAAAAAAUGAGCUCAACCCAAAUCAUGAUUUUAUAUUGUCUGUGAGUAAUGCAUUGAUUACUUUGUAUUGGAAGUUCGGUAAAGUUGAUGGGGCACGGAAGAUUUUUUAUGAGAUGCCAAUUAAAGAUAUUGUUACUUGGAAUGCAAUCUUAUCAGGGUAUGUGAAUUCAGGGCGGAUGGAGGAGGCAAAGUCUUUCUUUGUAGAAAUGCCAGAGAAAAACCUUCUUACUUGGACUGUGAUGAUUUCAGGAUUAGCACAAAAUGGAUUUGGGGAAGAGGGUUUGAAGCUGUUUAACCAAAUGAGGUUAGAUGGUUAUGAACCCUGUGAUUAUGCAUUUGCAGGAGCAAUUACAGCUUGUUCUGUGCUUGGAGCAUUGGAGAAUGGUCGCCAGCUCCAUGCUCAGCUUAUUCAUCUUGGUCACGAUUCAAGCCUCUCAGUUGGCAAUGCAAUGAUCUCAAUGUAUGCAAGAUGUGGAGUGGUUGAAGCUGCAAAAUCUUUGUUCCUCACUAUGCCUUUUGUGGAUUCGGUUUCAUGGAAUGCGAUGAUUGCAGCACUGGGACAGCAUGGGCAUGGUGUAAAAGCAAUAGAACUUUUUGAACGAAUGUUGGAAGAGGGUAUACUCCCCGAUAGAAUAACAUUUCUUACUGUUAUCUCUGCAUGUAGUCAUGCAGGUUUGGUUGAUGAAGGACACAAGUAUUUUAAUUCAAUGUCUGAAACUUAUGGCAUUACUCCUGGUGAGGAUCAUUAUGCUCGGAUGAUCGAUUUGUUUUGUCGAGCUGGGAAGUUCUCAGAUGCAAAGAAUGUCAUUGAUUCCAUGCCUUGCAAACCUGGGGCACCAAUGUGGGAGGCUCUUCUUGCUGGCUGUCGGAUUCAUGGAAACAUGGAUUUAGGAGUAGAAGCUGCUGAAAGGCUUUUUGAGUUAAUGCCACAACACGAUGGAACCUAUGUACUUUUGUCAAACAUGUAUGCCAAUGUUGGCCGGUGGAAUGAUGUUGCAAGGGUGCGGAAACUGAUGAGAGAUCGAGGGGUCAAGAAGGAGCCUGCUUGUAGUUGGACUGAGGUUGAGAACAAGGUUCAUGUCUUUUUGGUGGAUGAUACUGUGCAUCCUGAGGUGCUAUCUGUCUACAAUUAUUUGGAGCAACUAAGCCUUGAAAUGAAGAAACUAGGAUAUAUUCCGGAUACAAAGUAUGUGUUACAUGAUAUGGAAUCUGAACAUAAAGAAUAUGCUUUGUCUACUCACAGUGAGAAGCUUGCAGUUGGGUUUGGGCUAAUGAAGCUCCCUAAAGGUGCCACGGUUAGGGUUUUCAAGAACCUUAGGAUCUGUGGGGAUUGCCACAAUGCAUUCAAGUUCAUGUCUAAAGUGGUGAGGAGGGAGAUAGUAGUGAGAGAUGGAAAGAGGUUUCACCAUUUCAAGAAUGGUGAAUGCUCGUGCGGUAAUUACUGGUGAUUUUGACUCUCGUUUACCUGGCUAGUGAUUUUCUCGGCUGGUCUAAAAAAUGGCCAUAUAUCACUUGAAACAUGCAAGGAGGUCGUCGGUGAAAUUGCUCACCAAGUCACUGAACUAUCAAGUCCAGUUGAAUGAUUUGAAGGGAAGAUGGAAUCUUUGAACAGACAUUGGUUGUUGCUGCAUACGUGAGUAGUCGUGCCCAGUACCGUAGCACUAGAAAUUCAAUCUGCCACAGUUAAAGCUGUCUCCUGCAAGCUCACGACACGAGCACCUGCCCCCUUUUCUUAACUCGUGACAGCAUUCUUCAUCGUCGUGCUGUGAGCUCCAUUGAGAGAGCAAAGUUCACUUGAAGUUGUUCGCUACAUACUUGCAAACUCACAAAUGGCUUUCAAUCUGCGUGGAUAGGUAAAAUUUUCGGCUGCCCAUCAUCUUUUUAUUUCUUUAUGCCUAUUUUAUCUACUCAUUACCCCCAUUUGUUUUAGUUGCAUUAUUGGAAUAUCAUGUAAACUAAAAGACAACAAUGCAUCACACCAAGAAUCACUCCGUAAUGAGGGAUUUUUGUCUACAUUAUGGAGUUUGGUGUAAGCCGCCAAAACGAAGGAUAGGACUCUUAAAUUUGAGAAAAGAAAUGUUGCUGCAGUUUACUUGCUUUCACAAGCUUCCUUCAUCUGAUUCUUGAACGAAAUCGUGAAUCUGUAGAUUGAAACAUUCAAGAACACUUUCAUUUCUGAUAAAAGAAGGCUUCAUCAUCUUGGUUAAGGUAUGCUUUGCUAUGGACUUCAAAAAUUUCUUAGUUUUGUUUUUCACUCAUAUGAAUUGAAAUCAUAAAAGCUGUGGGAUUUUGGCCUUUGCCCAGAAAGUUUGUUUACUUUACUGAAAAUCUCCCAGACACGGUGUUUUUUUCUUCACUCUUAAGGAUAGUAUUUUACUUUUCGAAGCUUCUCCUUCACUCUUAUUGAAGAUUAGAUUGGUCACUUGAAUCUUUCUGAACUUUUUGAAUUGGAAUCUGAAAUUCUUUGGAAUAUAAGAGUUUAGGUGAAUAUAUUGACACUGGUUCUGGGACCAAAGUGAUUGAAAAUUAUAGCUAAUGUUAUGCAUAUAAAAUAUGUAUUUAUCAUUUUUAUACAUAGUUUGACCAAAAAAAAAAAAAAGUACCACUCAAAUAUUAUCCUUAAUUUAUUCUCUAUACUAAAUUAUUUUUUUGGUCGAUGGGUAGUUAGAUAUAAUUGUUAGUAAAGUAUUAUUUAUUUGAGUGUAAUUUAAUAUUAAGAAUUCCGUUGUAGUCUAGUUGGUUAGGAUACUUGGCUCUCACUCGAGAGACCCGGGUUCAAGUCCCGGCAACGGAACUUUUAAAAAUAAUAAUUCUGGUGUCUUCUUUAUGGUUCACCGCCACGCCAUGGAUUCUUUACGCUAUAAUUACUACAAGCUUCGUGUUUAUGCUUCUAAUUCCCAUCAAACUCCAUGAGAAAUGCCUUGGAAGUCCGCACGGUGGCAAACCGGUACGCCGCACAGUUGCUACUCUGUUCCCCACUGAAUCCGGCUUCCUAUUCGCUUGCUCAGACUGCCCAUGCCCACAUGAUUGCUUCCGGAUUUAAGCCUUGUGGGGAUUUCCUCAAUCGCCUCCUCCAAAUGUUCUGCAGAUUGUCGAGUCUUGUUAAUGCGCGCCAACUGUAAAAGUACUACUUUGAUUGCGGCAUAUUCUGCGCCUUGGAAUUUGAAUCUUAUUUGAGGAAUAUUUAAUGGGACUCCACUCGCGUUAUCAGGGACGCUAUUUUGUACAACGCAACGAUUACUGGCUAUUCGCACAACGAUCAUGGUUAUUCUGCUCUUGAAUUGUUUCAUGCUAUGAGACAGCAAUUUUCGGCUUGAUGACUUUACAUUUACAUUUACUUUGUACUGCAAGAAUGGUAAAGUUGAUGGGGCACGGAAGAUUUUUUAUGAGAUGCCAGUUAAAGAUAUCGUUACUUGGAAUGCAAUCUUAUCAGGGUAUGUGAAUGCAAGGCGUAUGGACGAGCCAAAAUCUUUCUUCGCAGAAAUGCCAGGGAAAACCCUUCUUACUUGGACUGUGAUGAUUUCAGGAUUAGCAAAAAAUGGAUUUGGGGAAGAUGGUUUGAAGCUGUUUAACCAAAUGAGGUUAGACGAUUAUUAACCCUGUGAUUAUGCACUUGCAGGAGCCAUUACAGCUUGUUCUGUGCUUGGAGCAUUGGAGAAUGUCGCCAGCUCCAUGCUCAGCUUGUUCAUCUUGGCCACAGUUCAACACUCUCAGAUGGCAAUGCAAUGAUCUCAGAUUCUCAAUGAAUGCAAGAAGUGGGCUUUUGAUCUAAGCAAAAAGGUAAAGUUUUUGUUUCUUCAUCAUCUUGUUUUCCUUCCCAAUGGUUUCACUGCUGCAUAGUUUUGUUUUGCACUCAUAUGAAUUGAAAUCAGACAAGCUGUGGGAUUUCCUCUUGUUACAAUACCUCAGUAAAUGGUCAUCCCUUCAAUUAAGGUCAUCUUCAACCAAGGAAUUGAUUACUCUCUCCCUCCUAUUCGUUACUGUCAAUAUUCUGUAUUUAUGUUUGUUUCCAUUCUUGUAUAACCAAUUUGGUAGCAGACCAUGUAUACAUGGAAAUAAGAUCAUUGUAAUAAUUCCAAUGGUGGACUAUAUAGCACCCACCUUCACCUUAAUGCAAAGUGUGCAAAAAGACAUUUUCUCAAAA
Molecule: messenger RNA, 5553 nt
Organism: Momordica charantia (bitter melon)
Lineage: Eukaryota; Viridiplantae; Streptophyta; Magnoliopsida; Cucurbitales; Cucurbitaceae
Source: RefSeq, a predicted model, not a curated record